This is a messenger RNA of Jaculus jaculus (lesser Egyptian jerboa), 2658 nucleotides long. RefSeq names its product toll like receptor 6 (gene Tlr6). Gene Ontology annotation, biological process: immune response; toll-like receptor signaling pathway; cellular response to diacyl bacterial lipopeptide. Gene Ontology annotation, molecular function: transmembrane signaling receptor activity; Toll-like receptor 2 binding; lipopeptide binding. Bases 152 to 2539 code for a protein of 795 amino acids. The transcript has 2 exons. NCBI's taxonomy places the organism in Eukaryota, Metazoa, Chordata, Mammalia, Rodentia, Dipodidae. The record is from RefSeq and is a predicted model, not a curated record. Gene Ontology annotation, cellular component: Toll-like receptor 2-Toll-like receptor 6 protein complex; membrane.
GUACCAACAAGUAUGAUGAUGUUUGUGGAUCUUUCAAAUGAUGGUGCAAGUUCUGCAAGUCAACAAGAAAACGGUAUUGGCUCUAGGACAUAGAACUUGGACUCAGAUCAAAAUGCUCUGAAGAAUAGCCUUUUGGGAUAGCAGCUGCAUCAUGACCCAAGAUCAAGGACUUACUGUUGGAAAUUUCCAUCGUGUUUGCAUUAUGACCUUCAUGGUUGGCACCGUAAUCCAAGUCUCUAGUGAAAGAGGGUUUGCCAUAGACCUGUCAAAAAGAAACCUUACUCAAGUUCCCAAAGACCUGCCACCAAGAACCACAGUUCUAGAUAUGUCUCAGAACUCCAUAGCUGAGCUUCAGAUGGCUGACCUCAGUUCUUUUCCAGCACUGAAAGUUCUGAAACUUUCCCAUAAUAGAAUCCAGAGACUUGAUUUGAAUGCUUUCAAGUUCAACCCAGAUUUGGAAUACUUGGAUUUAUCUCACAAUCAUUUACGAAACGUAUCUUGCUCCCCUGUUGUGAGUUUCAAGCACUUAGAUCUUUCAUUCAAUGACUUUGACGCUCUGCCCAUCUGCAGGGAAUUUGGCAACUUGACGCAGCUGAGUUUUUUAGGAUUAAGUGCUAGAAAGUUCCGACAAUCAGACCUGCUACCAACUGCUCACUUGCAGCUAAGAUAUCUUCUCCUGGAUUUAGGAGGCUAUCAUGCAAAAGAAACUGAGGCAGAAAGUCUUCAAAUUCUGAAUACAAAAACUCUCCACAUUGUCUUUCAUUCAAGGAGUUUGUUCUCUGUCCAUGUGAAUAUAUCAGUGAAUACUUUAGGGUGCUUACAACUGACUAACAUUAGACUGAAUGAUGACAACUGUCACGUUUUCACAAACUUUUUAUUACACCUCACCAGAGGUCCGAGCUUAUUGAAUUUUACUCUCAACCAUGUGGAAACAACUUGGAAAUGCUUGGUUAGACUUUUCCAGUUCCUGUGGCCCCAACCUGUGGAAUAUCUCAAUAUGUACAACUUAACAAUAAUCGAGAGCAUUGACGAGGAAGACUUCACGUACUCUGACACGUCCCUGAAGGCAUUGAAGAUAGAACACAUUACAAACCGAGUGUUCAUUUUCUCACAGACAGCUUUAUACACUGUGUUUUCUGAGAUGAACAUUUUGAUGUUAACCAUAUCCGAUUCACCCUUUUUUCACAUGCUUUGUCCUCAGGUCCCAAGCACAUUUACGUUUUUGAACUUCACCCAGAAUGUUUUCACCGAUAGUGUUUUUCAAAACUGUUCCACAUUGGUAAGAUUGGAGACACUUAUACUCCAAAAGAAUGGCUUGCAAAGCCUUUUCAAAGUGAGUCACAUGACUAAGACUAUGCCAUCUCUGGAAACCUUGGACGUUAGCAGGAAUUCUUUGGUGUCUCAUACACAUGAGGACAUGUGUACUUGGGCUGAGACUAUAGUGGCAUUAAAUUUGUCUUCCAAUAUGCUUACUGAUUCUGUUUUCAGGUGCUUGCCUCCUAAGGUCAAGGUGCUUGAUCUUCGUAACAACAGAAUAGCGAGCAUCCCUAAAGACGUCGCCCGUCUGGAAGCUUUGCAAGAGCUCAACGUGGCCUUCAACUCUUUGGCCGACCUGCCCGCGUGCGGGGCCUUCAGCAGCCUGUCUGUGCUGAUCGUGGACCACAACUCGGUUUCCCACCCAUCCGCUGACUUCUUCCAGACCUGCCACCACGUCACGUCCCUCCGAGCAGGGGACAACCCGUUCCAAUGCACGUGCGAGCUGCGGGAGUUCAUCAGGAACGCGGGCCAAGUGUCCAGCGGCGUGCUAGACGGCUGGCCCGAGGCUUACACGUGCGACCACCCGGAGGGUCACAGGGGGACCCCGCUGAAGGACUUCCACGCCUCGCCGCUGUCCUGCAACAUCACGCUGCUGAUUGUCACCAUCGGGGCCACCGCGCUGGUGUCAGCCGCUGCGGUGGCCUUCCUCUGCGUCCACCUUGACCUGCCCUGGUACCUCAGGAUGGUGUGCCAGUGGACGCAGACCCGGCGCAGGGCCAGGCACGUGCCCUUGGAGGAGCUGCAGAGAGAGCUGCGGUUCCACGCUUUCGUCUCCUACAGCGAACGCGACUCGGCCUGGGUGAAGAGCGAGCUGCUGCCACACCUGGAGAAAGAAGGCAUCCGCAUUUGCCUCCACGAGAGGAACUUCGUUCCUGGCAAGAGCAUCGUGGAAAACAUCAUCAGCUGCAUUGAGAAGAGCUACAAGGCCAUCUUCGUCCUGUCUCCCCACUUCGUCCAGAGUGACUGGUGCCACUACGAACUCUACUUCGCCCACCACAACCUCUUCCACGAAGGCUCUGAUAACUUGAUCCUGAUUUUAUUGGAACCCAUCUCCCCGAAUAGCAUUCCCAGCAAGUAUCACAAGCUGAAGGCUUUCAUGGCACGCAGGACUUAUUUGCAGUGGCCCACAGAGAAGAGCAAACAUGCCCUUUUUUGGGCAAACAUUAGUGCUGCUUUUAAUACCAAAUUACCAUGUGUCACUGAAACCGAUGUGAAAACUUAAAAACCUCAGGAAAUCCAACUGAAGAAACAGCUUAUUGAUGGACAUUGUGAUUUUUCAAAUAAUUUAUUUAUCUGCAAGCAGAGAGAUAGAGAAAGAGAGAGAGAGAGAGAGGCCGAGAU